Messenger RNA from Zootoca vivipara (common lizard), 4018 nucleotides. Its product is annotated as cholinesterase-like. Gene Ontology annotation, molecular function: acetylcholinesterase activity. Gene Ontology annotation, cellular component: plasma membrane. Gene Ontology annotation, biological process: choline metabolic process; acetylcholine catabolic process. The record is from RefSeq and is a predicted model, not a curated record. NCBI's taxonomy places the organism in Eukaryota, Metazoa, Chordata, Lepidosauria, Squamata, Lacertidae.
CACUGGGUGCUAUUUGCGAGAGCUGGAAGUGUCCUAUAAGCCUCAGUAGCCAUCUUUCCCCUUUGGAUUGAGCUGCAGAGGAUACCAAGGAGCAGCAAAACCCUUCCGGAGAUAAAGGAGCUUCUGCAAUGCCUACUCUCCUCCAGGCAUCCUUGGGCCUCUUCCUCUUCCUCUCCCUCCUGAGUUCCAGCUCUGCCUCUGAAGAUGACACCGUGCUGGUGACCAGCAGCGGCCCUAUCAGAGGCAAGCGAGUCCCGGUUGGCUCUGCCUCCGUCACUUCCUACCUUGGUAUCCCUUAUGCUGAACCCCCCCUAGGGAAGCUGCGCUUCCAAAAGCCCCUUCCCCACCAGCCAUGGAGCCAUGUCUUGGAGGUCACCAACUUUGGAAACGCUUGCUUCCAGAGGACCGAUUUUGACUGGCCUUUCAACAAAAUGUGGGUUGCCAACACGCCACAUUCAGAGGACUGUCUCUUUCUCAAUGUCUGGGUACCUCAUCCACAGCCCUCUGCAGCAGUUCCUGUCCUUGUCUGGAUCCACGGCGGGGGAUUUCUGGUUGGUGCCGGUUCCUUGGACUUGUACAACGGAGCAUUUUUAGCUGCUACUGAGAACAUCAUUGUGGUUUCCAUGAAUUAUCGGUUGGGGUUCUUCGGCUUUCUGUUCCUCCCGCCUGAAGUCCCAGGAAACAUGGGACUGUGGGACCAACAGCUAGCUCUGAAGUGGGUGAAGGAGAAUGCAGCUGUCUUUGGUGGGGACCCUGCUCAGCUGACCCUCUUUGGCCACAGUGCGGGAGCAGCCUCUGUGGGGUUUCAUCUCCUCUCACCCGCAAGCCAACCCCUUUUUGCCCGAGCUGUGGUGCAGAGCGGAGCUCCGAAUGCACCCUGGGCUUGGAAGGAUCCUGAGCAUUGCAAGUUGCGCUCCUUGAAAGCGAGUCAGCUGCUGGACUGUGGCAAUCGGAAUCACAGUGUGGCGGUGAGCUGCCUACAGGAGAAGGAAGUGGAUAGGGGAAUGUUCCAACUUUUGAUGCAUCGCUUCUACCCCACCACAGACGGGGACUUCCUUCCAGAUGAGCCAAAGAAACUUCUGCAGAGUGGGCUCCUUCAGGCAAAACCACUGCUCAUAGGCAUCACCGGUGAGGAUGGGUCUGUCUUUGCACUAAGCGGUCUUUCCGCUCGCAUAGAAGAUGACGGAAUGCCAACUUGGGAGCAGCUCUUGGAGGGAACAAUGACAUUGGUGGAAAGGCCUUUUGAAGGAGAUGUUGCCAAGACUAUAGCACUGAAGUAUGCGGAAGAUGGCCAUGGGCCAGAAAAGUAUCGCUGGGCCAUGGUCCAACUGUGCAGAGAUUAUUAUUUUUUGUGCCCAUUGGCUGAAGCUGCUGCAAAGAUGGCAGCAGGUGGGAGUCCUGUCUACACCUACUCCUUCAACCAUCACAUCUCUGGCUCCAUUUGGCAGGAGUGGAUGGGAGCUGCCCAUGGAGUUGAGGUGCCUUACCUGUUCGGAACUCUGCCGUCGCUACAGAGGGCAAACCAAACCAACACGGAAGCUGACGCCCCUUUGAGCCUCAAGAUGAUGCGCUAUUGGGCGGAGUUUGCUAGAAGCGGGAAUCCCACUGGGUCCUUGCCCAAUGAGGUGCAAUGGCCGCUCUACAAUGCCACAGAGGAGAACUUCUUCCACAUCAGCGCAGGGCCAUCCGAGAUCAGGAAGCUGUCUCCUGCCCACCACUGCGAUUUCCUGGCAGCCCAUAUAUUCAACUCAACACUCCCAAAAAAAGUCCAAGAAGACUCUGCUGCACCCAUUUUGGAGAAAGAUAUGAAGAACGAGACCAGAAUUUAGCAAAAAAAGGCAGAAUGCAAAAAUAGCUUACAUCAAGCGCGAACGGAACUGAGAUGGGGAAGACAUGCCUAGAAACACUCACUUUGUAGGAUUGCUGCCCAUUUGCAAAUAUAAUUGUUUGCUUUACAUUGUGAGAUGAUGCUGAAUGAGAAAUGGAACUUAAUGAACAAGAUAAGCCAUUGGGACCAUCGUUUUAGAAUGGUGGUCCCAUUUUCCUCCACCACAUUCAUAUGUUAAUUAUGAGGGGGGGGGGAUGACCUAUCCAGCAGCUAUGAAUGAUAGCGGCUUCUUUUCAAUAACUUUUGCUUUAUUCUGCAAGCAGCAGGUUAUUUGGCAGCCUGAAUUCACUUCCUGAAUUUUGCAAAGCCUCAUAUAUUGAGGAGCUGUGCCUUGGAGCUAAAGGAUAAUUAGUUUCGUAUUGUUACUAUGUUACUAUGUAACAUCAGGGAAGGAAGCUAACUCCAACCCGGUGCUGUCCCUCCCUCCUUGCAUAGCAUGAGCACUAUAAUCUGGGUAGAAUGUAUUCGAAUCUGUGGGUAUCUGCAGAACAUACAGGGAGCUGAAAGAGGAAGUUGGAAGAAUGACACUCUUUCUCACUUCCUCUUUCAUCUCUAUGUGCUUUUCAAGACUCAGAUUAAUUAUGCUGGAUCCACUUAGAUCCAUGGGGUCUACAUGACUUAUAAGACUGGUAAUUCCACAAUGGGUUUUCUUCUCCCAUGCCCCAGAAUUAUUGCCAUUCAUGGUGUCCCCUCGGCCAGAGCAGGGACAGGGAAAUGUACAUCUCUGUGAAAUCAGGAUGAGAGGCAAGCUGAUGUAGACAUCAUGGGGAAUGGUUGAUGCCAAGCGAAGUCUAGAAGCAUUUUGCCAGCAUUAGCAUUGUUUUCCUGAAAAUUUCAGGUCCCAAUUAAUUAAUGUAUUGGUUAUUCAAGCACAAGUUCUGCCCAUGUUGCGUUCUCACCUUGUGGUUUGGUGGAUCUUCUCUCCUGUUCUUUCCCUACCUUUUGAUCUGUUCUCCUCCCACACAUCAAUUCUGUUGGCCGUGGGAAUGCUUAUCAAAUGCUCCUGAGACAACUACAGUGGUACCUCGGGUUACAGAUGCUUCAGGUUACAGACACUUCCGGUUACAGACUCCGCUAACCUGGAAAUAGUACCUCGGGUUAAGAACUUUGCUUCAGGAUGAGAACAGAAAUUAGCUAAAAUGGUUAAGAACGGUUUCAGGUUAAGAACGGACCUCCAGAAUUAAUUAAGUUCUUAACCCGAGGUACCACUGUACUGAAAUCUCCCAGAAGCCAGUUAUUCUCACCCACCACUAGAACAGAACGCUCAGUUGCUCCGAUAUGAAGGGUGCUCAGCUGGCCAGAACAAUUUGGGUUUAUUUCAAAGUCAGGGCAUGUAAGGUACACAUGCAGCUUCCAAAUGCUUGAACUGCAGAGAUCUGGGGGCGGCUCAGAAGUGCAGCUUCUUACAUGCCAUUCCAAGGCUCCUCUCCUACAUCAAGAACAAACCUCUCCGAGGUGCCUCAAAUGAAACUGAGGUCACACAAAAGAUUAUGGAUUGCACUGGUUAAAACUUUGUGUAUUUCUAGCUGACAGGCAGCAUUAAGCACAUGUGAUGUGUAAAUAAAAAUUCUCUUCGACACACUGUUCUUAUCUGUUUAUUUAUUGAGAAAUAUCUUAUAAACCACUUAAUGAAAGAGCUCUCUAAGUGGUGCACAUAAUGAAACUGUAGAUCAGUGUUUCCCAAACUCGAGUCUCUAGCUUUUUUUGGACUACAACUCCCACCACCCCUAGCUAGCAGAACCAGUGAGCAGGGAUGAUGGGAACUGCAGUUCAAAAACAGCUGGAGACCCAAGUUUGGGAAUCACUGCUGUAGAGAAAACACAGCCCAAAUCCACAGGGCUGUCAUUAAAAGCGCCGGGGUGUGUGUGUGUCGUUAAAACACAUGCUAGCCUCAGCAAAAUUUUGAAAUCCAGUGUAGGUAUCUAAACUAUAUGUCUGAGCAGACUUGAAAAAACCAUAAUGAUAGAUGCAUUUUUAUCGUUGUAAUACACUGCUAAGAUUCUAAGGGAAGAGCCAUAGCUCAGUGGUGAAACAUCUGCAUUGCAUGCAGAAGGUCCCAAUCUUAACCUCCAGCAUCUACAGACAGGAAACGCUCCUUGCCUGAAACCUCAGAGACCCACCACCAUAAAG